Messenger RNA from Drosophila eugracilis, 4330 nucleotides. RefSeq names its product tyrosine-protein kinase RYK (gene Drl-2). Gene Ontology annotation, cellular component: signaling receptor complex. The record is from RefSeq and is a predicted model, not a curated record. Gene Ontology annotation, biological process: axonogenesis; protein phosphorylation; positive regulation of kinase activity. Bases 1198 to 3129 code for a protein of 643 amino acids. The transcript has 11 exons. Lineage: Eukaryota; Metazoa; Arthropoda; Insecta; Diptera; Drosophilidae. Gene Ontology annotation, molecular function: ATP binding; protein kinase activity.
ACACGGUUGUCGAGAACUUCCACCGGCGGGAAAUUGUGGAAAAGUGCUGAUUGCGUGCGUGAGUGUGUGCGUGAGGGAAAAGCGAAAUUCUCCGUCCAAGCAAGAAACAACAACAACAAACACAAACGAAGUUCCGUAGUUCCUGCGUUGCCCACAAGCCGCAAAACCGAAUCAUUAAUAAAGAAAAGCCCUGCCGUCGACAAUAUUGUUUCGCGGUCCCUGCAUGUUGACACGGCUUAAAUGGGGCAUUAAGUGCUCGGUGGCCAGUUCUCGGUGUUCAGUGCUCAUACAUGCAAUUUCUGCUAAUCACAAGUGCAAAAAUCCCCUCUGUGUGCCCAACUGGCUGGCAAAAACGAAAGGAUUAAGCUCCUGGAUCCACAUCAGUGGUAUGUCCCUUCCGAGUCGACAGGCGUAAAGCUGAUUGCCCGGUGAUAUAAGAACCGAACUUUAACGAGGAAGGAACAGCAAUAGGUUAGAGGAGGAAUAUGGAGUAACCAGGAGCAGAAAAGUGGACAAAGUGACAGGCGAUAGCCACAGAACAACACAGGAAAAAGAGGAAAGCUGGUCCAGUUGACAGGAGCUCAGCCAAUAAAAGCCAACCGAACUCAGUCCGGGCCACAUUCGGACACAUUGAUGCAAAAAGGCAGAGGAGGAGGCCAACAGCAACCGCAGCAAAACAAAGCUGGAAAACUCGAAAAGUUGGUCUGAAACGGUCCGUAGGAGGAGCAAAAAGAGAAAAGCGAGGAGCAGCCAGCGGAAGCCGAGGCUGAAAAGUUCCCAAAUUUGGUAGACAGACCUCCUUCUCCUUCUCAUUCUGGCCUGGCCGUAUCAUUCCCAUACCCACUUCCAACCGGAACAGUUAGCAGCAGUUGGAAUUUGAUUUUAACGCUUAUUCGAGAACUUGGGAUCUGUUCCGAAUCCUCUGUCUGUGGCACCAGCAACUCUGACAACCGUCACCCAAAGAAGGAGCAACUGGCACCCGAUUUAAAAUCAGCACCAGGAAAACUUCACCUCGGAAAACUCCCCUUUUGAGCUACGCAUCAAUGGAAACACAUUGAGAUUUGCUGUCAAAGGGGAGCAACCGGAAGAGGCAGAAGGACCAAGUGGAGCUGUGGAAAUGCCCGCCACUUGCGGCGACACAUGCUCUGACAAUUUAUUGACUCCUCGCGGCACCCACUAAACAAAUCCUGCCCCACCAUGGGACUCCUCCCUCCGCCCCUCGUGCUCCUCCUUGUAUGCCUAACGUCCGUCAGUGGCUAUCUGAACAUUUUCAUCAGCCACCACGAGGUGAUGAAACUGAUGGGACUCGAGGCGGACCUUUUCUAUGUGCACGAGGGAGCCAUCAACACAUAUGCGAUGCACUUCACCGUUCCAGUGCCCGCGGAUGUCCAUGAGCUGGAGUUCUCCUGGCAGAGUCUCAUUGCCUAUCCACUGCCGUAUGCUAUAAGUAUCGAGUACAACAACGACCAGGAGGCAUUGGGCACACCCACGCUGAGUAUUCCGCACAAGGGUCUGGUUCCACAGGAGAUCGAGUCCUUCCUGGUUUACCUGCCCUGCACGGGAAAUGCGAGCCUGCAGAUGCCCGUCAAUGUCAACAUGGUGGUGCGUGGCCCUCCUCGAUUCAACGACACCCGCCUCCACUUCAAGCGGAAUAAGAUCUGCGCCAAAGGCAUCUCACCUGAGCCCAAUCAAUCGCCAGCCCCCGCCCACGCUCCCUCGCAAGGACCCGCCCUCCUGAGUGCAGCCGCCUGUGCUCUUGGUUUGGUUUUGGCCGUAGGUCUAGUGGCCAGCAUGAUGUAUGUGAGGGCGCGCAAACAGCUUCGCCAGGACUCGCUACACACCAGUUUCACCACCGCAGCUUAUGGCAGCCACCAGAACGUGUUCAUCCGUCUGGAUCCCCUGGGAAGACCGCCGAGUGCCACGGGAUCCUAUGCCACCAUAGCCAGCCUCAACAAAUACCCAGCGGACAGCAAGAAGUCAUGCAGCAUAUUCGACCGUUUCAGGAGCUCACCCACACCCACGCCUUACGCCACUGCGUUGCUGCCCAUGAACCUUGAACAGACCGCAGAGACGAUUUACUCGAAGCCAGAGUCGAUCUGUCCCUCGAGGAUUUCCUACUACGCCUCCUCGCAACUGACCCAGGCCUGCAGUCUCUCCACGCCGAAGAGCAUUCGUAGCAAUGGCAAUGGUCAUUGCACUAGCGGAAGCGGAAGUUUAAGUCUUUUUGGGGGAAUCCCCACGGGAAGCACAAUAACCAUGGCCAGUCAUGGCGAGAAGGGAAACCAGCGUCUGCGACGUAUUCCCAGUGUCCAGCCGGGUGCCCUUAGCUAUGAGGAGCUGGUCAAGGAAGGCACUUUUGGCAGGAUAUAUGCCGGGAAGUUGGGUGAAUCCUGUGAGGCACUCGUUAAGACAGUCAUCGAUGGGGCCUCGCUCACCCAAGUGGCAUGUCUGCUGCAAGAUGCCUCGCUACUGAUUGGGGUCAGUCAUCAGCAUAUAUUGGCACCGCUGUUGGCUAACACAGAGCUGCCGGGUCCACCGGAGAUCGCCUAUCCCUAUCCGUCCAAGGGCAAUCUCAAGAUAUACUUGCAAAAAUCGCGGGAGUCCAGCACGGCUUUGAGUACCCGGCAGCUGGUUGAGUUUGGGCUGCACAUCACCAAGGGACUAGCCUAUCUGCACUCUCUGGGAAUUGUUCACAAGGACAUUGCUACUCGCAAUUGCUACCUUGACGAAGAGUCCUAUGUGAAGAUCUGCGAUAGUGCCCUGUCCCGCGAUCUCUUCCCCGACGACUACGACUGUCUGGGUGACAAUGAGAAUCGCCCACUGAAGUGGCUAUCGCUGGAAUCUCUUCAGAAACGGGUGUACGCCACCCAGGGUGAUGUAUGGGCGUUGGGUGUGACCUAUUGGGAGCUGGUCACACUGGCACAGAUGCCACACGAGGAGGUGGAUAUAUUCGAGCUUACCAAUUACUUGGCUGCCGGUUUCCGGUUGGAGCAGCCCGUCAACUGCCCAGAUGAAUUCUUUACCGUUAUGAACUGCUGUUGGCACUGCGAGGCCAAACAACGGCCCACGCCCUCGCAACUGCUCUCGUAUCUGCAGGACUUCCAUGCGGAUCUCGGUAUGUACAUCUAAGCGAGAAGGGAGAACGACUGACGGCCGGGUACCAGGCGGUAACCAAGUGAAGUCAAGCGGAGCGAAGCGAAGCCCAAUAUAAAUUAAUAGAAACUUUUGCAUUUUAAAUGUGAGAUUAAAUGUGAAUUUACCUGUUAGAGUUUGGCGCAAAACCAAUUUCAAUGAAAGCCAGCUAACUUCAGAUACGUAAGCAAACACACAAAUACACACACAAGUACACUGGGGUGGGCCUCAAUAUGUGUUUGAUUUUAUUUUUAAUAAGCAGUUAAGGCUUAAGUAGACUGUGUAAGGGUUAACAGACAAAGGUCACACUGCCUAUGAGCAAUAAACAUCGAAUAUUCUAAGGCCACACUGCGUAUGAGUGAUACUAAGCACUUUCACUAAAACAUCAACUUAUUAAGAAGUUAAAAGCUAAUCUAAGCUCGCAAUACUAUGGUAUUAAGAUACAGUUUUAAAAGAACUCACUUGACUUUGGCCACACUGCGUAUGAGUGAUACUCAAGACCAAAUUCACUGCCCUUGAAAGUUUCAGCACUUGAAAAGUCAAAAACCAAGCGAGGUCCACCCAACAACAAUAGAACAGCUAUCAAUUUCCAAAAACCAAAACCGAUGACACAAAGUCUGGCACGAAAAGGGUCCCCAGGCGGCGCACAUGGGUUAAACGUUAGAUAAAACUGACAUUUAAGUAGUUAGCAAUUGAAUAACAAACACUCACAAGCAUCUAAAGACACACAAACACACACAGAACAAACCUUACAUGAUAAAUGAAUGUGAAUUAUUGAUGUGCAUAUUUUAUUGAAUGUGUGUAGUGUAAGCAAAAAGGAAGAAAAGGAGAAGGAUUGAAAGGGAGUAGGAGUAGGAGGAGAAGGAGAAGGUGCGACAACAGGAUGCGGAAUCUUUUGUUCACGGAAUGUUGUCCUCGAGAUUGUUACGAAAGCGAUAUAUUUAUUUACCUUGAUUAUUAUUAUUAUUACUAUUGCGUAUUGACAUAAGGGAGGAAGUUCAAAACAGAAUCUGAAUCAGGUGAAAAGCAAAGAAAAUGAGCAAAUGUUAAACCGAUGGCAAAGAACAAAACAUUAUUCACACCCACAGCCACAAAUUACACAAAUGACACAAUUGCAUGCAUAGAGCUAUCCUUAACCCCUUAACGCCUAAUAUAGCCUUUAACACUUAACCCUUUAACUUGCUCCCUCGCCCGCUUG